Molecule: messenger RNA, 726 nt
Organism: Lolium perenne
Lineage: Eukaryota; Viridiplantae; Streptophyta; Magnoliopsida; Poales; Poaceae
Source: RefSeq, a predicted model, not a curated record
AUGGCGGUCCUUGGGGCAUUAAUGGUGCGGUACGGCGAGGCGUACGACGGUCGGGCGAUGGCGUGUACUGGCGCGGAUGCGGCGGGAUUCCGUCCUUGUCUCCGGCGGCGGCGGGCAAGGGCAGUGGUCGCGCGCGUGUCUGGCGCGUCCGCGGUGGCACGGGGGAGCACAAUCCGCCCCCUCACCGAGAGCGGCAGGAGGAGGAGGGAGGAGCCGGCGGCGUCCGGUACGGGGCCAAUCCCCGCCGUGCCUCUGCGCACGAGGCCGCCAAGCACCACGGCGACUUCGGCGCCCAGGGGCACGAAGCGAACCGGCUCCACCGCCGCCUUGGAGGCGAAGGCGAAGAAACAGCGCCGGCAGCAGCCGAAGAAGGUCCCGGAGCAGGCCGGGGUCCCUAUCAAGUUCGCCCAGGGCGGCGGCUCCCGGCAAGCUCCGCGCGUCGCGUCGCCGCCGCCGCGCCAAAGGAGGGAGCCGACGCCGCAGCCUUCAUCGCGCGCUCCUACGCCGCCGCCGCCUGCGGGUACUGCGCCUUCCGCAGGGGCAUCUUCCUUCGCCGUGCCGCUGGCUUCAGCGCCUGAUCGCGGCACGCGGGUCGAGCCGCCGCGGCAGCCGACGCUGGACGAUAUGUUCCCGCGCCGCGCCCCGUUUGUGGAGCGGGCAGCCGGAGCUGGCAGGGGCAUGCCAUCCGUGGCGGGAGCUGGAGCCGGAGCUGUCUUGGUUGGCUGA